AUGGAGAGCUCUACGUAUACGCCCGGGCCCCGCCCACUCAAAGGCGACACGAAUCUGGAGUGUCGCUCCUCGAUCCAAAAGGAGUCCGUCACAUGUACUUCACUCGGUCGCGAAUGGCUUUGGAUACUAGGCCUGCGGAUGAAUCAACUCAGUCUAUCAUUAUCGAAAACGUCAACUCCUCAAAAGAUCUCUGUUCGGGUCUUGCAGGCGUUCCGCCCUUUUACAUUCAGCCAGGUGGUUGUCGCCGAACUUCAAAGUGGCGUUUUACCACUCCCUCCACGCUUCGUCAUAAAAUUCAGCGAUCCGCGACAUAUUCCUAACAGAAUCCCGUUAAUGCGCGAGCUGGACCAAGAACGCAGCACAUCCCCGUGGUCACCAAGAUUCCGCGAUUUCUUCACAGCUCAUCUGCGCGACUUCCGCACGAAGCGUUGGCCGAACCAUUGGAAAUGCACCGGCGCCACUCAGCCUGUCACGCGACAAGAGCGAAUAAACAAAGAUGAAGACUUCUACGAUGAUUGGUUUGCUGAUCGUGAAGGGACGCUCUGUCUAUGGUCACAAGAAAUGGACCACUGGGAGCAAACUUUCGAGUCACACUCCAAUGAAAUGGCUGUCUACCAGGCUCUCGAAUCGCUCCAGGGGCACUCUAUUCCUUGCUUGUUUGGCAGCGGGACGUACAAACCCCCAAUCUAUGGCUUCGACGACCCACUUUUGUCUAGUGUCCCGUUCCUUGCACUCGAGUAUAUUCCUGGCGCACCUCUUCAUCAUAUACAGCUUGCGGCUACAAUAUCCACCAACCCUUCGUCACCUCCACAGAUCACUCCUCCUGAUGCGAAGCGCGCUGCUCAUGCCAUCAUCGACGUCGCUCGAGCUAUCCGCAACCUGGGUGUAAACAAUCCGGACUUCGCAGCAAGAAACAUCAUUUUUGCGAAAUCUGGAUCCGCUUCGUCCCGUAAUCAUCGAUUUCGGCCUGGCUUCAGCGAACAAAGGGCUGGCCACGAAUCUGCAGGACAUCCGGGACGUCUUGUAUGA
Molecule: messenger RNA, 1029 nt
Organism: Mycena indigotica
Lineage: Eukaryota; Fungi; Basidiomycota; Agaricomycetes; Agaricales; Mycenaceae
Exons: 3
Coding region: 1-1029 (342 amino acids)
Source: RefSeq, a predicted model, not a curated record